AUGGUAACUCACCAUUUUCUUAUUUCACCAGCACCGCCGACUUCGUGGGUAUCAAAUUGGCAUAACCGUUUUAAACAAGGUCGUCCACCAACCUUGGAGGAUAGUCAAACACAUGAUUGGCAUAGUCUUUCUUUUGACACUCCUUGA
This is a messenger RNA of Funneliformis mosseae, 147 nucleotides long. The record is from the annotation of a GenBank genome assembly. Lineage: Eukaryota; Fungi; Glomeromycota; Glomeromycetes; Glomerales; Glomeraceae.